CUCGCUGCGCACGCGUCUUCGGAGAUGUAACCCAUAAACCCGGCCGGCCUUCACUUUGCGCACGCGCCUUUUGAGUUAACUGCCCGCGGAGUUGGUGGUGCGUUUCCCGCCAGGCCAGGGGAGGCGUGACGGCAGGCGCAGCUUGAUGACGACAUUUCGGCGCCGGGUAGCCGAAUGGCGGUCUCCGUCCCUCAGGCAAGCGACUUUAUGGGCCCCACAGUGGUUUCCUAAGACAGCCGUUGUCAGUGGUCCCCAGGAGGCUGCUAUGGCGUUCCCUCACCUGCAGCAGCCCAGCUUUCUUCUGGCUAGCCUGAAAGCUGACUCUAUAAAUAAGCCGUUUGCACAGCGGUGCCAAGACUUGGUUAAAGUCAUCGAGGAUUUUCCAGCAAAGGAACUGCACACCAUCUUCCCAUGGCUGGUGGAGAGCAUUUUUGGCAGCCUGGACGGUGUCCUUGUCGGCUGGAACCUCCGCUCCUUACACGGACGCAUGAGUCCUGUGGAGUACAGCAUUGCAAUGGAAUUUCUAGACCCUGGUGGCCCAAUGAUGAAGUUGGUUUAUAAGCUUCAGGCCGAAGACUAUAAGUUUGACUUUCCUGUCACCUACCUGCCCGGCCCCGUGAAAGCAUCCAUCCAGGAGCGCGUGCUCCCCGACAGCCCUCUGUACCACAACAAGGUCCAGUUCCCCCCGACGGGGGGCCUCGGCCUGAACUUGGCCCUCAAUCCGUUCGAGUACUACAUGUUCUUCUUUGCUUUGAGCCUCAUCACUCAGAAGCCACUCCCUGGGACUCUCCACAUACGAACUUCAGACUGUGCGUAUUUCAUCCUCGUGGACAGGUACCUGUCAUGGUUCCUGCCCACAGAAGGCAGUGUGCUCCCCCCGCUCUCCUCCAGUCCCGGGGGGCCCAGCCCCUCACCAGCUCCCAGGACGCCAGCCAUGCCCUUCGCUUCCUAUGGCCUCCAUCACACCAGCCUCCUGAAGCGACACAUCUCUCAUCAGACGUCUGUGAACGCAGACCCCGCCUCCCAUGAGAUCUGGAGGUCCGAAACUCUGCUCCAGGUUUUUGUUGAAAUGUGGCUUCAUCAUUAUUCCUUGGAGAUGUACCAAAAAAUGCAGUCCCCUCACGCCAAGCUGGAGGUUCUGCACUACCGACUCAGUGUCUCCAGCGCCCUACACAGCCCUGCCCAACCCAGCCUCCAGGCCCUCCACGCCUACCAAGAGUCCUUCACGCCCAGCGAGGAGCACGUGCUGGUGGUGCGCCUGCUGCUGAAGCAUCUGCACGCCUUCUCCGGCAGCCUGAAGCCCGAGCAGGUCUCUGCCUCCGCCCACUCGCACGCCACCAGCCCCCUGGAGGAGUUCAAACGGGCCGCCGUCCCGAGGUUUGUCCAGCAGAAGCUCUACCUCUUCCUGCAGCACUGCUUCGGCCACUGGCCCCUGGACGCGUCGUUCAGAGCUGUCCUGGAGAUGUGGCUGAGCUACCUGCAGCCCUGGAGGUACGCGCCGGAGAAGCAGGCCCAGAGCAGCGCCUGCCAGCCCCGCUGUGUGUCUGACAGAUGGGCGCCUUUUGUGCAGGAGAACUUGCUCAUGUACACCAAACUGUUCGUUGGCUUCCUAAGCCGCGCGCUUCGCACCGACCUGGUCAGCCCCAAGAAUGCACUCAUGGUGUUCCGAGUGGCCAAAGUCUUUGCCCAGCCCAACCUGGCUGAGAUGAUCCAGAAAGGGGAGCAGCUGUUCCUGGAGCCCGAGCUCGUCAUCCCACACCGCCAGCACCGCCUCUUCACAGCUCCCCCCUUCACCGGCAGCUUCCUGUCCUCAUGGCCGCCGGCUGUCACUGACACCUCCUUCAAGGUGAAGAGCCAUGUCUACAGCCUGGAGGGCCAGGACUGCAAGUACACCCCGAUGUUCGGGCCUGAGGUCCGGACGCUGGUCUUGCGCCUGGCUCAGCUCAUCACGCAGGCCAAGCAGACGGCCAAGUCCAUCUCUGACCAGUGUGGGGAGAGCACGGCCGGCCGGCCCUUUCUGUCCUGGCUGGGCUUCUGCUCCACAGACACGAAUGGCUGCUACCCAGCCAACGACCUGGACGAGAUGGGCCAGGACAGUGUCCGCAAGACAGACGAGUACCUAGAGAAGGCGCUGGAGUACCUGUGCCAGAUGUUCCGACUCAGUGAGGCCCAGCUCGCCCAGCUCACACUCGCCAUGGGGACAACACGAGAUGAGAACGGGAAGAAGCAGCUCCCAGACUGCAUCGUGGGAGAGGACGGACUCAUCCUCACGCCCCUGGGCCGGUACCAGAUCAUUAAUGGGCUGCGGAGGUUUGACAUCGAAUACCAGGGGGACUCGGAGCUGCAGCCCAUCCGGAGCUACGAGAUUGCCAGCCUGGUCCGCAUGCUCUUCCGACUGUCGUCUGCCAUCAACCACAGGUUUGCAGGCCAGAUGGCAGCCCUGUGUUCCCGGGCCGACUUCCUCGGCAGCUUUUGUCGCUACCACCUCAUGGAGCCCGGGCUGACAGGCAGGCACCUGCUGAGCCCCGUGGCGCGCGGGUACGCGGCCAGCCGUGCCCGGGGCCCGAGGCUCAGCCUGCGUCUCCUGGGCAGCUACCGGACGCUGCUCUCGCUGCUUCUGGCCUUCGUCGUGGCCUCCCUGUUCCAUAUCGGGCCCCUGCCCUGCGUCCUGCUCCUCGUGCUGGGCUACCUCCUCUACGCUGUGGCCAUGACGCUGCUGACCGAGCGCAGCAAACUGCACCAGCUCUGACCUCGGGCUGGGCGCCGAGCCUGGCCAAGCCAGCGAGACCGCCCCGCCACCGCGCCCUUGAGCCUGGGAGGCCGCCUCCGAGUGACGGGGCGCUUUCCUGCGGCCACAGAGCCCGUGCUAAAGAAGGAAGGGUGAGAAGUUAAAAGGGGAGAAGCUAGGGCAGGAAGGGUGUGGUCCAGGCUUGGCAAGGACGAGCGUGGCAUCAAGGGCUGUUUCACGGGACAGCCCAGACCUGGCCGCUUGCGCCUCCCUGCUUCCCUCAGCCCUGGGCCUCGCAGUGACAUGGCGCUCGAGGCUUUGCUCUGCUCUGACCGUCCUGGACUGAGCUGUGUGAAGCUGGGGAGGCCGCAUUCUGGGGCCUCGCCGUCCGCAGGGUGGCAGGGUGCCGCGAGUCUCCUCUCCCUGGCGACAGCAGGAUGGGAGCUUGGCCUCUGGUUCCAGAGAAGAAUCCAAAACCCUGGAGGUUCCUGAGAAAGUUAGAGGGUGGUUCUCUGAUUCCUCACUUUAAAGUGAGAUUCUCCCGUCACAUUUGACAAACGAGGGUCACUUUGCACGUGUUCCCCAGCAUUCCCGGUCUGGGCCAUAGGGUUCCACUUUGUAGGAGAAAAGAUCCUCCGGGAGCACAGGUGCUGGGUGGGAUAGGCUUGGCUUCUGGCUCCCUCCUCGCCCCCAGGCCAUUGAGCUUGUCGCUGGGUGGCGGCCCAGCCUCACUGCCUAGUCAGGACAGGUGCUCACGUCCCCUGGGUGGAGGGGACAGGGCAGGGCCGCGGGAGUCAGGCACCAUCUGGUCUUCAGUAAAAUCAGGUGCAAAGGCCCUAACUCUGAUGACAUUUAAAUGUUCAAUUUCAUGUUUGUUGUCAGAAGUCAUCCCCACGGGGUCUCAGGCACUUUCGUUCAUUAUACGGGUGACGCAGCAGAGAAAACAUCACAACAGCGACUUUAAACCAAGCCCUUGUUUCUGUUUUUGUUUUUAAGUUUUCAAACUGUAAAUGUCGAGUUUCAUAUUUCAAUGUAAACUCAGAAUAAUGGCAUUCUGGGGCCUGCGACCAAAAAUCAAACCCAAGUUUGUAACCGACCACGGAUCUGAAUAAAACCUGUUUUGGCUCCUGA
This is a messenger RNA of Ailuropoda melanoleuca (giant panda), 3859 nucleotides long. It is a transcript of the gene SMPD4, whose product is annotated as sphingomyelin phosphodiesterase 4. Lineage: Eukaryota; Metazoa; Chordata; Mammalia; Carnivora; Ursidae. The transcript has 20 exons. Bases 146 to 2749 code for a protein of 867 amino acids. Gene Ontology annotation, biological process: ceramide biosynthetic process; sphingomyelin catabolic process; glycerophospholipid catabolic process. The record is from RefSeq and is a predicted model, not a curated record. Gene Ontology annotation, molecular function: sphingomyelin phosphodiesterase D activity.